CACAACUAAAAGUCCAGAGGCCAUCAUCAAAAAAAAUAUCUUAUUCUUUCCACUCUCGUCUUUCUAACAAAUUUCCAUUAUUACAAAAGCAGCUCAAGAAUUCCACAUUUAAGAACACCAGUUUGUAACAGUUGCUUAUUUUGACCAAAAAGUCAACUUCUUUUUGUCUCCCAUGAUCCUUCAGUAACCCUUUGUUUGUUUCUUAAUUAGUUUAUGGGUUUUGAAUCUUUGAUCCAAACAAACAAACAGAGCUCUAAGAUUCAUACAUGAGGAAGAUGAAGAAACCCAGUAUUGAUAUGCGUGAGAUAACAGAGUUCUUGAAUCAGAUGCUGGUGGAGAAACCACUUUAUCCGUUGGUGAUUCCUCUGUUAUUUGUUUUAUGGAGUAUUGAGAAAUGGGUUUUCAAUCUUUCCAAUUGGGUUCCUCUUGCUGUUGCUGUCUGGGCUACUAUUCAGUAUGGAAGUCAUCGUCAGCGAAUUGUUGUGCAAGACUUGAACAAAAAGUGGAAACAACUAAUUUUACAAACAUCCCAUACAACACCAUUGGAGCACUGUGAGUGGCUCAACAAGCUCUUAAUUGAAGUUUGGCCCAAUUUCAUUAGCCCAAAGCUUUCAUUGAAGUUUUCAUCCAUUGUUGAGAAACGUCUAAAGCAUCGGAAGCCAAAGCUAAUUGAAAAGAUUGAGCUGCUAGAGUUCUCGUUAGGUUCAUGCCCUCCUAUAUUGGGAAUGCAUGGCGCUCAAUGGUUAACCGCAGGCGAUCAGAGAUUCAUCCGUAUGGGUUGUGACUGGGACACAAGUAACAUAAGUAUUAUGUUGCUUGCAAAGUUGGCUAUGGGAUCAACUCGAAUAGUUGUAAAUAACGUCCACGUCAAGGGUGAUCUUCUGUUAUCGCCAAUUCUAGACGGAAAAGCAAUUCUGUACUCGUUUGUGUCAACUCCGGAGGUCAGAAUAGGUGUCGCAUUCGGAAGUGGUGGCAGCCAAUCUUUACCUGCAACAGAAGUCCCUGGUGUUUCUUCAUGGCUGGUUAAAUUAUGUAAUGAUUCCUUGAAUAAAACAAUGGUUGAACCUCGACGGCGUUGUCUUUAUUUGCCAGCAGUGGACCUAAGGAAAAAGGCGGUUGGGGGUGUAAUCCAUGUCACGGUUGUGACAGCUGGAUCACUUUCGCGUAAUAGUUUUAAACGAAGGUCUAGGAUAAAUGAUGAUGGGAGUGUAGUAGUAGUAGAUAAUCAUAAUGACACCAUGGGUAAAGACUUUCAUACAUUUGUUGAAGUGGAACUCGAAGAUUUGACUAGAAGAACACUUGAAGUAGCGGGACCCAACCCAACAUGGGAUUCAACAUUUAAUAUGGUUCUGCAUGAUGAUGCUGGAGUUCUUAAGUUCAAUCUUUAUGAAUGCUGUUCAGAUAGUCUCAAUUAUGAUUACCUUGCUACCUGUGAGAUUAAGCUGAGAUACUGCGAUGAUGAUUCAACCGUCUUUUGGGCCGUUGGACCAGAUUCAAGCGUGAUAGCGAAGCAUGCUGAGUUUUGUGGACAAGAAGUUGAAAUGGUUGUCCCGUUUGAGGGCAUUAACUCAGCAAAGCUGAAAGUGAAACUCACUUUAAAAGAAUGGCAAUAUUCUGAUGGGUUACAUAGCUUAAGUGGUCUGCAACUUAGCUCGCGAGGAUCGUCACUACAUGGGUCCAUCUCUAAUUUCCAGCCAAGAACCGGAAGGAAGAUUUAUGUGACCGUUGUUGAGGGGAAAGACCUUUUAGAGAAGGAGAAAAGCGCAAAGUCUUACGUUAAACUACAAUAUGGGAAGACAAUCCAAAGAACAAGAGGUGCAGCAAAUUCACACCCUGCAUGGAAUCAGAAGUUUGAGUUUGAAGAGAUCAGUGAUGGUGAAUAUCUAAAGAUAAAAUGCUAUAACGAAGACAUGUUUGGAGAUGAGAAUAUCGGGGGUGCAAGGGUAAAUUUGGAAGGUCUGAUCGAUGGGGUGGUGAGGGAUGUAUGGGUUCCACUUGAGAAAGUCAACAAGGGUGAAGUCCGCCUUGAAAUUGAAAUGGUAACCAUCAAUGAUUAUAAUCAAGGACCCAUGGCCUCACAAGGAGGUUUGAUCGAGCUUGUUCUUAUUGAAGGAAGAGAUCUUGUUGCUGCCGAUAUUCGGGGAACAAGCGAUCCUUACGUCAGGGUACAAUAUGGAAACUUGAAAAGAAGAACCAAGGUGAUGUAUAAAACUCUGACUCCCCAGUGGCAUCAAACUUUCGAAUUCCCAGAUGAUGGAAGCCUCUUAGCUCUCCAUGUAAAAGACCAUAACGCCCUUUUGCCGACAUCAAGUAUUGGCGAUUGCAUUGUUGAAUAUCAGAGAUUGCCUCCAAAUGAGAUGUCCGAUAAGUGGAUACCUCUUCAAGGAGUCAAAAGGGGUGAGAUUCAUGUUCAAGUUACUAGAAAAAUUCCACAACUACAAAAGAAAGUUUCUGAUUCCGAGCCACCUUCAAGUAGAGGACAAAAAAUUUCUACCCAGAUGAAGCAAACGAUGAUGAAAAUCCGGUCUCUGAUUGAAGAAGAAAACUUUGAAGAAGCAUCUAUGAUUCUGAGUGAGUUGGAAAGCCUGCACGACGUUGAACAAGAAUGCAUCGUUCAACUUGAAACAGAGCAGAUGCUUUUACUUAACAAAAUCAACGAGCUCGGUCAAGAAAUCAUCAACGCAUCACCCAGAUGACCCUAAUUUAUGCUUGUGGAUAAAACUAUAAUAAUUCUGAUAUUAUAUGCAAAAAAUGAUGAUGCUUUGUGUUUCUAGGAUGGGAGUGUACUGAUACAGUAUAUAGUCAAAAAUUUAUAUACCUGUCAACUUCUUUGUGUAGUAUACAUUUUAAAUCUAUAAAUGAAAAGGUAAAAAUUUGGUGGUGGUAGCUUGUAUUUAUUGAGGCGGAUGUUUGUAUGAGAAUAAGUAUGAUGUUAAUUUGUUUCCUUAA
Molecule: messenger RNA, 2949 nt
Organism: Helianthus annuus (common sunflower)
Lineage: Eukaryota; Viridiplantae; Streptophyta; Magnoliopsida; Asterales; Asteraceae
Exons: 14
Coding region: 267-2696 (809 amino acids)
Molecular function (GO): lipid binding
Source: RefSeq, a predicted model, not a curated record